UGACUUGGGAUGGGAAAGAAUUAGAGCUUGGAACAAAACACGGAGCUAUGAUGAGAGAACGAGAGAGAUACGAUUUGGAAUUUGCUUGGGAGCGAUUCUGCGGAUACCCUUUUUAUACAGCUCGUUGAACUUUUGGUAGACUACCGCCGGGCGUCUGGGAGCACCCGGAUGGAGGCACGUACGGCCGUUUUUCUUCUUGACUGUGGUGAGUCCCAACUUUUGUGUCCUGAUGCGUUCCUCGUGACCAACGCCCCGUUGACCCUAACGUUACCUUUGUGAGAGACUCUGAAGAGGCCAUAUAUAUACUACUACCUUACACAGAAUAACUUUAAUGAAUGGAUCCUGAGGUAGGCACCAGUAAUGAGACUUUUAUCGAAAUUUCCAUUGCCCUUUUUAUUUCUGCCACACCGAGGUUUUCUUCUGAAAACUUUGCCCAGAACACAUACUCACAAACUUCUAAACAUCCCUCGCCUGCUAAGGCUGUUAACAAUGUCAACAUCACUACCGCUUUACAAGCGAGAGGUCCAAGAUCCGGACAACAAGCCACUGAGAAGGGUCAUAACGGCGUCCUCGGUCCGUUCGACUCAAUCAACCACCCCGCCCGGGUUGGCUACAGUAAAGGAAGCCUCUGGCUCUGGGGUGUCUUUACCCUCUGAUAAGAGCCAUAACUUGAACGCAGGGGCAAAUAGCCACACGUGCGACUCGCGGAUGAUGUACACCGUACGCGCACGCGAUGUCCCCUGCGAAGAUCCGUCGCAGUGCCCCUACGGUCCCAAGGCGCAUUCCCAUUCUGUCUACAAGUAUAUCAAGGUGGACAAAAAGAAGGUCAAAUGUGGUGACAGGGCUGAACAGGUGUGGCGGGCGAAUCAGAAGCGACUUUUAGCGGAGAAGCAGGAGGGCGAGGUCGCUGAUGAGGCACGCCCCGGGUCUAGUUCUGAUCAGCACGAACUGAUUCGACUUUUCGCAAAACCGAACAAGGCAAAGGAGGGAAACGGCUCUAAACUGCAGGAGCGUAAUGGUGAAUCUCCCAUCAAAAGCACGGCCGAGCCGGAAAAGCUGAGCGACCCAAUUACCUUUGGGCCUUCCCAGUGCUCUCUGCCCGAGUACAUGAUCAAGGGCACGCCCCUGAUCCCAUUGCCUUACCUUUCGGCCGGCGGCUGGACUUUCCCGCGCCCCCAUGCCGAAGCGGAGAAGAAGGAAAAGGAGCGGGAGAAGGUGGUGAGGGAGGCCGAAAAGGUAAGAGUGGAGAUGACCACCCCUAUCAUGAAGCAAAGCCAAGAAGAUCAGCCUCAGCAAGAAAAGACUCAGAAAGAUCCCGAGGAAGAAGCAGAGGCGAAGAAGCAGAUGUGGCGACAGAUCAACGAGAAUACUACGAGCAAGCAGACAAGAGAGCAGGAGAGCCAGGCGAGCAAGCGACAUUGGGAGGAGUUGCGCAAUCGGGUCUUAAGAGAGGAGCUCCGUCUAAAAGGCACUCUUGUGCGCAACACCGCGCAGGAAACUGAAGAGCACAUUCUCAGUCUCGCGAAUGAGCACGUACAAUACUACGAGCUCAAGGUAAAGCAAGAACGGAAAGAACGGGAAGACCACAUUCUCAAGCUGAAGCAAGAAUGGGAACGAAGGGCAGAGCACGUGGUGCUCAGACAGCAGCAGCAAGUUGAGCGCGAGCUCGAGAUUGGGCAGCAACAUGAAUUAGAGCUUGAAGAGAAGCAGAGAGACAAGGAACUUCAGCGGCAAGAAGAUCAGGCUAAUCAGAGGCAGCGAGAAGAGUCUCAGCUCAAGCAGAAGCAGAGGCAGCAGCACCACCAACAACAAGAAGAGCGCGCGUUCAGGCUGAAGAAGUUUUAUGAAGACGAGAAGAAGAGGAUGGAACAGCAGAGACGCGAAGAGCUACAGAGACAGGAGGCCAGGGAGAGACAAAGAGAGGAGUACGAGCUCCAGAUGAAGCAGCGAGAGGAGCAACAGCAAGAGCAACAAGUACACGAGCUCAGGCAGAAGCAGCGACAAGAAAUUAUACUCAAGCAACAGCAGCGACAUGAAGCCAUACAAAAGAGCAAGCUGGAGCUUGAAGCGCUGCAGAGUGGAGUCAGACAGCGAGAGGCCGAGCUCGCGCAGAAACAGCGACAGGAACUCGAGUUCAAGCAGGAACAGCAGAGGCAGCAACAGUUGCAACUGAAGCAGCAGGCAGAGAAGGAAGCCGAGAAGAAGCAGACCGAGGCUUCUGAUGGCAAGCCCGGCUCCUCGAAGCCAACGUACAACCCUGAGCAGGGAUAUGCCGAUAUAAUUGAGACAAUCAAGAACUGGCAGCUUUCGGCGACGAAGGGAAUUCAGUGCAUCUCGGAGGAGUUAGGUCGGAUCUCUGCUACCGCUGCCAAGGCGGAGGAGCUGGCCGAGUUGGGCUCCGUCUCUGCGGAGGUUCGUACUGAGAAUGAGACUGUAGCCGAGUCGGCUGAGGCGUCAAAGGCGCCAGAGGCCGAGGCUGAUGCCGAACGCGAGAUUCCUCCCUUCUCGUUGGGCUCUCCUCUCUCUCCUGUGAUUGACCCUCGCAACUGGUCCCAUCCCGACGCGGAUCAAAGUCGCAGGAUGGUGUAUAGACUCGUCAAGAAAGAGGACGAUGUCCCUACUUUUGACGUUGUCAGCUAUGAGGAUGCCAAAGACCCUGCGGACGAGUUCCUUACCACGGAGUCUGUCAAUUGCCAGAAUGGCAAGGACUGCAAGAUGUGCAACUGCCGGAUUUCGCGCCAGGAGCCAUCGCAGGCUGGCAUUAAGACAGCGUUACCUUUGGAGUUCUUUGAUGACGAUUUCGUCCUCAUUUGAGGGUUUUCGGCGGCGGAGGUGCAGAGGGAUGAGUGGCGUUUACUGAUUUCCUAUCGCGCGCGAUGCCCAGUGAUAUACGAGGGGCCAGUCUAUGAUAUCGCAAGUUUGUAGUUUCCUCCCCAAUUGAUCUAGUUUAAUCGAUUCUUGUCGUCGUUUUGACAAAGACACGCGAGUGAGUUAAGGCUGCCAUAGUCAUUCUACCUGCUUACACUUACCGAGUGGCACCUUGUAGGUAAAGUACUAGAUCGCAGGGGCUUGGUGGGCUAACACUGGGAGCUUGCGACCUGAAAU
Molecule: messenger RNA, 3105 nt
Organism: Colletotrichum godetiae
Lineage: Eukaryota; Fungi; Ascomycota; Sordariomycetes; Glomerellales; Glomerellaceae
Exons: 4
Coding region: 361-2814 (817 amino acids)
Source: RefSeq, a predicted model, not a curated record